AUGCCCACUUCCUCCAAGUUUGGAGCCAUGGGAACUACAUCGUCCAAAAGGCGCCACGCCGGAAGACGGAGAUCCUUGGCCAAUGAAAAGAGGCCUGCCCGAGCGUGCGACGCGCAAUGGGCGGGAUUUCCGGUGUCUCCCUUUGGCUUUCACGUUCGCGGCUCUCAGGCUCGGAUGGCGGCGGCCGCGCUCAGCGACCCCGCUCAGCAGCCAAAGUCCUGUGGAAAGCGAUUUGCAAUGGAUUUUGUUGGGGACGCUGCCUCUCCUCCCUGUGCUACACCCCAUCCUUGCGUCUUUGACUACGUUUACUGCAUCAGCAUUUCUCUUCUUUCAGGUUGUUGGCAUGGAGCCGAGGCCGAGGAGGCCCCUGAGCAGAAUGCUUCUGUGAAAGUGCCCAGUUCAAACGUUCAGCAACACCAGAAGCAGCACUGUGGAGAGAAACCCUUAAAAAGACAACAGGGCAGAGUCCCAGUUUUGAGGAGUUGCAGAGUCCACCUAUCAGAGAAGUCCUUGCAAAGCAGGGAGGUUGGGAAGGACCCCUCGACCAGCUCAGUUACUCUCAAGCACCAGGUGACUCACACGGGAGAGAAGUCACAUAGGAGCUCCAAAAGUAGGGAGGCCUUUCAUGCUGGAAAAAGGCAUUACAAAUGCAGUGAGUGUGGGAAAGCCUUUGGGCAGAAAUAUUUACUUGUUCAGCACCAGAGACUACACACUGGGGAAAAGCCUUAUGAAUGCAGUGAAUGUGGGAAGUUAUUUAGCCAUAAGUCCAACCUUUUUAUACACCAAAUAGUUCACACUGGAGAAAGGCCUUAUGGGUGUAGUGACUGUGGAAAAUCCUUUAGCCGUAAUGCUGACCUCAUUCAACACCAGAGAGUUCACACUGGAGAAAAGCCUUUUACAUGCAGUGAAUGUGGAAAAGCUUUCAGGCAUAAUUCCACACUUGUUCAGCAUCACAGAAUCCACACUGGAGUAAGGCCUUAUGAGUGCAGUGAAUGUGGAAAAUUGUUUAGUUUCAACUCCAGCCUCAUGAAACAUCAGAGAGUUCACACUGGAGAAAGACCUUAUAAGUGCAGUGAAUGUGGAAAAUUCUAUAGCCACAAGUCCAGCCUUAUCAAUCAUUGGCGUGUUCACACUGGAGAAAGGCCUUAUGAGUGCAGCGAAUGUGGGAAGUUUUUUAGCCAAAGUUCAAGCCUCAUGCAACAUCGAAAAGUUCACACUGGAGAAAAGCCUUUUAAGUGCAAUGAAUGUGGGAGAUUCUUUAGUGAGAAUUCCAGCCUGGUUAAACAUCAGAGGGUUCACACUGGAGCAAAGCCUUAUGAGUGCAGGGAAUGUGGGAAAUUUUUUCGCCAUAGCUCCAGUCUUGUUAAACAUCGAAGGAUUCACACUGGGAAAUACAGAGAUUGUAGGAAAUCCUUUAGCCAGCAUUUCAACCUCCUGCAACACCAGAAAGUUCACAGGGGAAAAAAGUCGUGAAGGUAACAAAUGGAAAUCCAUUAGCUACACUUCCAAACUCAUUCAACACUGGACAGGCAGUUCACAGAGUGGACAAUGUAGUGAAUAUGGAGAAAGGCCUCAGCCAAAGGCCUAACCCUAUUCAACACCAGAAAGUUUAGACUGGAGAAAGGCCUUAGACUGUCACUGAUUCAAUAUGAUUCCCCUUGCCGGGCACGGUGACUCACACCUGUUAAUCCUACCACUUUGGGAGGCUGAAGCAGGUGGAUCACAAGGUCAGAACAUCGAGACCAUCCUGGUUAACACGAUGAAACCCUGUCUCUGCUAA
Messenger RNA from Piliocolobus tephrosceles (Ugandan red Colobus), 1780 nucleotides. Its product is annotated as zinc finger protein 773. Gene Ontology annotation, cellular component: nucleoplasm. NCBI's taxonomy places the organism in Eukaryota, Metazoa, Chordata, Mammalia, Primates, Cercopithecidae. The record is from RefSeq and is a predicted model, not a curated record. Gene Ontology annotation, molecular function: DNA-binding transcription repressor activity, RNA polymerase II-specific; RNA polymerase II cis-regulatory region sequence-specific DNA binding. Gene Ontology annotation, biological process: negative regulation of transcription by RNA polymerase II; regulation of immune system process; regulation of cytokine production.